Penaeus chinensis is the source of this 321-nucleotide messenger RNA. RefSeq names its product ell-associated factor Eaf-like. The transcript has 2 exons. Lineage: Eukaryota; Metazoa; Arthropoda; Malacostraca; Decapoda; Penaeidae. Bases 1 to 321 code for a protein of 106 amino acids. The record is from RefSeq and is a predicted model, not a curated record.
AUGAAGACCAGCUCCGAGCACAACAGGCCAUCAGGUGGCACUGGAGGGCCUGCUGCGAGGAAGGCCGCUGGGAGCCGAGCCACGGCAGGAGACGCCUGGCACUCGAGGAACCAAGAACACGCCCCCAACCACCAAGAACACGCCCCAAACCACCAAGAACAAGCCCCCAACCACCAAGAACACGCUCCCAACCACCAAGAACACGCCCCCAACCACCAAGAACACGCCCCCAACCACCAAGAACACACCCCUACGCACCAAGAACACGCCCACACACUCACAAAUGACACAUCUAAACGCGAGUACAUACUGGUGUCAUAG